This is a messenger RNA of Myzus persicae (green peach aphid), 2259 nucleotides long. RefSeq lists its product as uncharacterized. The transcript has 2 exons. Lineage: Eukaryota; Metazoa; Arthropoda; Insecta; Hemiptera; Aphididae. The record is from RefSeq and is a predicted model, not a curated record. The coding region runs from base 125 to 2053 and encodes 642 amino acids.
UUUUAGGAUGUGUUAUCAUUAUUAACGCCAGUAGCAUUCGAAUCGAAACCUACUUAUAACUUAGUGUAGUGUAUGGUGGCUAUUUUAGUACAGACAAGACUGUAAGCUGAACUCCGGAAUAGUCAUGGCACCUAAAUUGUUGUGGAUAGCAAUUAUUCACGUCUUAUUAUGGAACUUUAUAUUUUCUCUAUCUGAGAGUAUUGAAUUAAAUGAAGAUGGUGGAUUAUUAUUAAAUAGUUUACGCGAUCGAGUACGGUACACAACACAUAUUUGCGAUCGUUUGAAAAAUUCGUCGCCGGUUGUUAAUCAUAAUAACUAUGAACCUUUACCAGAUUCAGAUGGAGAUGAAAAUGGGAGAUUAGCUAAGGAUUUGAGUGAACCAUCAAAUCCUGUUAAAAGGCAUGCUAUCUUACGAUGCUAUAACCGUCCAGCACAAGAAAAUCACGAGCCUAAUAAUCCAGAUAUAAUAACUAGUGAGUGGCAAAUGAAAUCUACUCCUGUAAACGACGCAUAUGGUGAUUUGUAUAACCAUUCGACACUUCAAAAACCAAAAGUUGUAGAUCUAAAAAAAAUUGACAUUAAUUCGCAGAAAGUGAUUGAUCAAGAACCGUUAUAUCAUACUGUACCACUUUUAACGAAAGGAAAUUUUAUAAGUCAAAAUCCAAAACACUCACUACUUCAAUUAAAUUUGCAAGAUACGGCGAACAAAAUUAAAUCAUUAAUUUCUACACAACAACAUAAGUUAGGUGAAAAAAUAUCAGACAAAUUAGUCGAUGAAAGUCUACAUAAUAAACUAGCCAAACCAUCUCUGACUCUUUCAUUACCUCCUAAAUUUACUAAGUAUCCCGUAAUUAAUCCAUUAAUACGGCCAACCGAAAUAGUAAAUAAUGUUGAUUCAGCAGGGUUGAUAACAGAUAGUGACAAACAGAGUAAUCCACCAAAAUUGCCUCAAUUUUUACCAUAUAUACCGAACAACAAUUCUUACCAGAAAGAUUUGAUAGUAAAAAACAAACCAUUUUCGCCCCUUUCACCAAUUCAAUUUAAUAAGCCCAAACCUGUAGACAUAUUUUAUGACAGACAUGUACCACCUAUCGUGUAUCAGCCAACACUUCCUUCGUUAAUACAAACUCCUGUCAUCAAACAGAUACUUCCAACGGUUUUUGUCCCAAAAGAAGUAUCGAUAUCUUCAACAAACGAACGGCCACAACCCAAUAUUGGUUUGACAUCACAAUAUCCUAAAAUAGUCAAGAUUGUUGGAUCAACGUCUCAACCAACCCCAAUUGAAAAAGAUGUCACAAUAUCUUUGCCACAUAAAAAACCUCAGGAAUUUAUUGGUUUAUCACUACCUACACAAUUUACAAAGACUUCUGACACUGAAACCAAUAUUAAACCGAUUAAAAUUUUUGAGAAAAAAGUUUCAAUAUAUUUGCCAUUUAAAAAACAACAGGAAUCAAUUGAUUUAUCACCACCUACACAAUUUAUAAAAACUUCUGAGACAGAAAAGGUACACGGACCCACUACAAUCGAAAAAGAAGUUUCAACAUCAGCACCGAAAGAACAAAAACAACCGAUAGCUUAUUUGCCACCACAAGAUCCACAACUUAUACAGACUCCUGACAAUGAAUCAAUAUAUCAGGAAACUACAGUCCCAACAGUAGUAUCAGUGAAUGUGCCAUACGAGGAAAAACAAUCAACAAUUAGUUCAUCUUCACUUUCUCAAAUAACUGAGUCUUACAACAGUGAAUCAACAUCUCAAAUAAUGCCGAGUGAAAAUGCAGAAUCAACGUCCAGUACGUAUGAACAACAACAACCAAUAGUUAAUCUUUCACCACCUCCGCCUCCACAACUUCAACAAAUUAAAAUACAAAAGGAAAUAUCAAUACCUUUACCAUACAAACAAAAAAUAGUUGCCGCACCUCUACAGCUAGUCAAAACUUUCAACACUGAACUAAUACCUCAGAAAAAAAAUUCAUUAUAUGUUCAACAACAACCAAUCACUUUGCCAUCACCUCCUCCACUAACCAAGACUACUACUUCAGAGUAUCCCUACUAAUUUAAAAAUAAAUGUUCACUAUUAAUUUGUCACAAAUUUCAAAAUUUCAAAUUUUUUUAUUAGAAUCAAGAUCAAAAUAUGAACCUAUUUCAAUAGAUGAAAAGGUAUUGGUAUUUAUAUGAGUAGAAAUCUCAAUCCGUUAUUAUUAGUUUAGUCAUCAUUCACCACUUCCAAAACUAAUCAAGAUCUUCAGCAAUCAAUUAAAA